UCUUGGCCGGCAUCACCGUUUUAUAACCCAAAGCUCGACUCUCCGGCUUCUCCAUUCGAUCCGGAGCAAUAUGUCGUUCCUGACGCUGCUCCUCCUCCUCUUCUUCACUUCAGCUCAUGGAGUAACUUUCACGCUCAACAAUUCGUGCUCCUUCACUGUCUGGCCUGGCUGGUUGAAUGGCGAUGGAGAGUCCGUUCUCGAAGGUGGCUACAAGCUCGACCCAUCGCACUCCGUCCAGCUCUCAAUCCCUUCGGGCUGGGGUGGCCGAUUCUGGGGACGAACCGGCUGCCAGUUUGAUAGCAGCAACCGCGGGAGCUGCGAGACCGGAGACUGUGGCAACGGGCUCUACUGCAAAGGCUCCUCCGGCGCCACUCCCGUCACCCUCGUCGAGAUAAAGCUCAAUGGCUUCUCCAGCAAGGAUUUCUACGACGUUUCUCUCGUCGACGGCUACAAUCUCCCAGUGAGGAUGUAUCCGCUCUCUUCCGGAUGCACCAACGUAGGCUGCCACAGCGAUGUCAACGCGGUCUGUCCCCAGGAGCUCCAAGUUCGCAACAGUGGCGGGCAUGUCGUCGCUUGCAAGAGCGCUUGCGAGGCCUUCCAGACGGACGCCUUCUGCUGUAGAGGGAACCAUAGCACUCCCCAGACUUGCUCCCCAACUCUCUACUCGAGGCUCUUCAAGAACGACUGUCCCCAGGCAUAUAGCUACGCUUACGACGAUCUGACCAGCACUUUCACUUGCACUUCUGGUGGCGGAUAUGUCAUCCAGUUUUGUCCGCCUGGAAGCUUUACAAAGUCUCGGCAACACCACGGGAGAGCUCGGGGACACAGAAGAAUCGGGAGCUGAAACAACAACGUAAUUAAGAAAGAAUUUUUCUCUACCGGAAGUUUUAAAUAAAAAUGACAAAUAAAGAGAAGUAAAUCAUCAUCGGUUCCUAUAAA
This is a messenger RNA of Selaginella moellendorffii, 939 nucleotides long. Its product is annotated as pathogenesis-related protein 5. The record is from RefSeq and is a predicted model, not a curated record. Gene Ontology annotation, cellular component: extracellular region. Gene Ontology annotation, biological process: defense response. The coding region runs from base 71 to 844 and encodes 257 amino acids. NCBI's taxonomy places the organism in Eukaryota, Viridiplantae, Streptophyta, Lycopodiopsida, Selaginellales, Selaginellaceae. The transcript is spliced from 2 exons.